AUGGAUGGGAAGGAAGAUUCCGAUAACAGAAAAAGCUUAAAGUACAGAGGCGCACAUAACAAUAAAAAUAAUAGCGGUAAAAAUAGAAACAAUUAUAGAAAUAUAUGUAGCGAUAUUUAUAGCAAUAUUUAUAGCAAUAUAUAUAGCAACAGUUAUGGCAACGGUUAUAUUAACAAUUACAGCAAUAACUACGACUGUAGCUAUAUUUAUGAAAGCAACAAUAAUAAGUACAAACGUGAUGAUACAAAUUAUUUGUAUGGAAAAAAAAGCAGCAAAAUAGAAGAGGAAGAAGAUAGUGGGAGUAGAGAACAAAUAGAACAGGGUGCAGAAAAUAUUAUAAUAAGCUCUAGGAGUAUUAUUCUGUUUCAGUUAUUUUUAUUCGUCAUAUAUUUUUUUGUUCUAUUAAUAGGAUCUUUUAAUUUUAGUUUUAAACUUUUCCAAGUACGAGAAAAACAUUUGCAUGAACUACUUAACAACAUAAAGGAUGUAUCAUCAUGUAUAUAUAGUACAGAUUAUUCAGAGGAGAAUGAAGUUAAUAAUAAAUUAUUUUAUGAUAAUACAGACAAGUUAAUUCAUGGUAGUAAUGAUAGUAUAUAUCAUAAUGUAAGGUUCAAAUACUACUUUACAAGGGAUAAACAUUACAAAAAGACAAAAAACAAAAUUAAGAAAAAUAACAGAGGUAUUAAGAUAUUUAUUUGUUUAAAUAAAAAAAAAACUUUUUUUUUAUAUAGCGAUUUUUAUCAUAUUAUUUCAAGAUUUCAGAAAUGUUUUCUUAAAAUUUUAACUUUUUUUUAUAAUGAAAUAAAGAAUGCUUUUUUUUUGAGAGAUCCUAAUUAUGAUGAUGGUGCUGAUGCUGAUGCUGAUGCUGAUGAUGAUGAUGAUGAACAUGAACAUGAUAAUGAUAACAAUUAUGCUGCUACCAAAUUUGUUAUGAAAAAUUAUGUUAAGAAUAAUAAUCAAGCAGUAACUAAAUAUUUAUAUUAUAAUUUUAUACUAACUAAGAAUAAUUUUUAUAAAAAGUAUUAUAUAAGUGUUGAAUAUGUAUUUUAUCUUUACCUUAAUGAUAUUUGUUACUAUCACGACUUUAGAUAUCUUACCAAAGACACAGAUGGAGAAAGUUUUUUUUCUCCAAAUUUUGAUGAUAAAUUUCCCUAUUUAAAAAGAAAGAACGACAGGGAAAUUUUGGACGAAACGAUGUUACAGAACAAAAAGGACAUAACGCUUUUUAUAAAUCAUAUAAAUAAGUACCUAAAUGAUGAGAAGCUUCUUCAUAUGUUGCAUAAUUUGUAUAUGGAUAUAUGCACAGAGAGAGGAAUUGUAAGAAACUAUGCGAAGUGGCAAAACAAAGGUACAGGUGAAAUAGGUGGAAAUGGAAACGUAAGAGGAAAUGUAAGUGGAAAAGGCAUACGUGAAAAUGUUAGCGAAACAAAGACGGAUGAAAUAUUUCUGAGUGAUAUAGGUUACGAGCAGUAUUACGACAUGUAUCACAGAGUGAUGAAUAUAAAAAAUUUUAGUAAGUGUAACACUUUUUUCAGCAAGAUAAGGAAAAAAAUAAAAACAAUAAACGCAUUAAAAGAGUUAAAUAUGUGCUCAAAAAAUUAUAUAAGAAAUUUAAAAAAAAUUCCCUUUUAUUUUUUUCAAGAUGAUUUUCUUGAUACCCCAUGUUAUAUUUAUAAUGAACUGAUAAGUAAUAUAUUAAGAUAUUAUUAUAAGGGUAUAUUUCUUUAUAUAGUAAUAUUUAUUGGUUGUAUUCAUGUAGUAUUUUCCCCAUUUCCUAUUACACUUGUUCACUUUCGUAGAUUUUUUAUUUAUUUCCUAAUAAUUAUAUAUCGUUUAUUUAUUUUAUACUAUAUUCCAUCUAUAAUUGAAUAUAUAAUUUUAAAAUUUAAUUAUUUAAAGAAUGAAGAAUAUAUGCAUAUAUUUGAUUAUUCGGAUCAUGUUAUUUUAUUUUCGACCUUACUAUUUAUUAUUUCCCUUGAAACAAAGGCUAUUGUAUAUACUAUUAAGCAUCAGAAAAUAAGCUCUGAUUACCUUCAUUAUAAAUAUAAUAGAAAAUUUUGUUUAUUUUUAUUACAUUUCAUUUUAUAUUAUUAUUACAUACUUUUAUUGUUUUUUUUAUAUACGAGUUAUUAUACAUCCAAGUAUUUUCAUACUACUAAUGAAAUAUUCGUUGCUUAUUUUUUUUCUACGUUUUCUAUUUUCUUUCUUUUUUAUUUAUUUUUAUAUAAAAAUUACUUCAGUUUUUAUAGCAUAGGAAUAACAUCCUAUAUUAAUAAGAGUCCACAUUCUAUGUCUAACACCCUGCACUCUUCCGCCUUCAUUUACAAUGCAUACAAUUCUUUAAAGGAUAAAUUUGCUUUUGACUGA
Molecule: messenger RNA, 2367 nt
Organism: Plasmodium malariae
Lineage: Eukaryota; Apicomplexa; Aconoidasida; Haemosporida; Plasmodiidae
Product: conserved Plasmodium protein, unknown function
Exons: 1
Coding region: 1-2367 (788 amino acids)
Source: RefSeq, a predicted model, not a curated record